AUGGGGCGAAUGCACACGUACCUACAAGGGGUGACAAAUAUGCUCUUUUUCAUUUUGUUAUAUUAUUUUUUUUCGUUUUUUGUUUUGUUUUGUUUUUUUUUUUUCAAGAUGAGAAAAGUAUUUUACCCCUUGUUGGUUACUGUAUAUAUAUUCCUCUAUUUGUAUUCACCAGUUUAUGCAUUAUAUUUUAAGGAAUUAGAGUUAGGUAAUUAUUAUAUAUGCAACUUAGAUGACUAUCCAAAAGAACAUUGUGUAAUUGAUUAUGAUCCUAAUAAAAUAAUAAAAUUCUUAUGUCCAAUUGUACGUGAUGCUAGGGAGAAAGAAAAAAUGAUAUAUGAUUCGACAACCUGUUUUAGAUAUAAAGGAAUAAAAGAUCGAUUUAUAAUCAAUAAUAGAGAAGAACCAAUAAAUAAAACAUUACCUGGGAUAAUACUAGAAAAUCAGGUUCAAUUUGAUAGAUAUAAUUUAGGUAUAUACAUUAUGCCCAUUAUGCUAAAAGAAGAUGUAAAUAUUGUUUGCAUUUGUGAUACAAAGAGAGAAAAUGAAGGUAUAACUCCAUAUAUUAAAAUAAAUAUAAAAAAAUCGAAUAGCAUUACAAAUGGAGAUUCUACGGAAGGAUAUGUGAAGGGAUGUGAUUUUGGUAAUAACCAAGGGGAAUAUCAAUUUUUAACAAAAUCAUUAUCAUAUAAAGAGAAUUUUAUUUGUGAAAUUGAAGCAAAUCCUGGAGAUAUACUUGGAAUUAAUUGUAUAAAUUAUAAUGAUAAUCAUCAAGAAAAAGACGUAAAAUUAGAACCAUCCAACUGCUUUUCUACUGUAUUUUUUUCUAUGUAUACAUUGAGUAAUAUAAAAACCAAUAUAAAUAAUAUAUUCCCCGAGGCACAAUAUUAUCCUGAGUUUUCCGCAUACCCCAAGGAUCCUAAUUUUUACAAAUUUUCAACUACGUCUUAUUUGUGGAUACCUAAUUAUGUACCUCACGAAUUUUAUUUUUUUUGCUCAUGUAAAUAUGCACAGAUUAAUGCUACUGCAUUGUAUCGUGUGAAGAGUAGUAUUCCAGAUGAAUCAGUUGAAUGA
Messenger RNA from Plasmodium gonderi, 1071 nucleotides. Its product is annotated as 6-cysteine protein. The record is from RefSeq and is a predicted model, not a curated record. Lineage: Eukaryota; Apicomplexa; Aconoidasida; Haemosporida; Plasmodiidae. Gene Ontology annotation, biological process: symbiont entry into host. The transcript has a single exon. Bases 1 to 1071 code for a protein of 356 amino acids. Gene Ontology annotation, cellular component: plasma membrane; cell surface.